AAACAACCUGUCAAAGUUGAAAAGAAGAAAUUAGCUUUAACGUUCGCUCCGGAUCCUCCAGUUGAGAUGCUGGCGCCUGAUGAGGAAGCUUUAAUGCUGUCGUCUAAAACCAAGAUUAACUCUUCUCAAGCCAGCACUUCGCAUGCCAAUGAGAGGCAAUCAGAAGACACAAUGGCUCCAUGGAGAGCAGGGCCCGCAAAGAUAUGGUAUGAUCGUGCUGGAGUACCUUCUACGGCGUCCACAUACGAUUAUGGGCUAGUCAAAAGAAGAAAGGUAUGUUAA
Strongylus vulgaris is the source of this 282-nucleotide messenger RNA. The record is from the annotation of a GenBank genome assembly. Lineage: Eukaryota; Metazoa; Nematoda; Chromadorea; Rhabditida; Strongylidae.